GAAUUACACUCUGUAUACAGAGGAGGUGCGGGUAAUGACGUCACGCGACUGUCAUCCUAGCUCCGGUAAGUUGAGCCCCUUAAAACAUAACCAAUGUCAACAGAGAACAAGGAAGCCCAGGAGGAUGAAUUACUAGCCCUCGCUAGUAUUUUCCCCGAACAUGAAUUCAAGAGAGCAGAUACGGCUCCUGGAGGCGAAAUCCAAGUGUGCCUUGAAUUGCCUUCAAAUUUUGAAGUAUCGUUGAAAAGUAACACGGCCAGCGUCAAUGCUGAACAGUUUGAAGAAACCGUUUCAUUCCUUCCGCCGAUUGUGUUGAAUUUUGAAUUUCCCUCGGAGUACCCAUCAACGUUGCCACCAGUCUUCACCCUCAGCUGCAAGUGGCUGUCACCAAAGCAGCUUUCUUGUCUGUGCCAACACUUGGAUGACCUUUGGCAAGAGAAUGCAGGGUGUGUUGUCUUGUUUGCUUGGAUGCAGUUUCUAAAGGAGGAGACUCUUCAGUACCUGAAUAUUAAAUCCCCAUAUGAGAUAGAAUUAAGUCCGAAUGUAUCACAGAAAUGGAAGAACCCCUCUGAGAAAGCAGAUGUUUGCACUACUAACGACGACGUAACCCUUGACAAAAGGGCUAUACAGGACGUGGAGUCUGUGUCUUCCCUUAUCAAAUGCAUCUUGGACUUCAACGAGGCUCAACAAAAGAGAUGCUUUGAUUGCAAAUCUUAUAUGUGUAAUAUCUGCUUCAACGAGAAGAUUGGAAGUGAGUGCACAUACUUCAAAGAUUGCCACCAUGUCUACUGCAACACAUGCCUUAAAGAGUACUUUGAAAUUCAGAUUAAAGAUGGCCAAGUCCAUGCGCUCAACUGCCCUGAGCCCGAUUGCACCUCCAUAGCUACACCCGCUCAGGUGAAAGAGCUAGUAGGGGAACAACUGUUUAGCCGUUAUGACCGACUUCUUCUGCAGUCAAGCUUGGAUCGAAUGCCUGAUGUAGUGUACUGUCCCCGUGCUAUCUGUCGGACACCGGUCAUGCAAGAGCCAGAGGAAACUAUGGGUAUUUGCUCCAGCUGUAAUUAUGCCUUCUGUACAUUCUGUAAGAUGACCUACCAUGGAGUCUCUCCAUGUCAAAUCACAGCAGAAAAGCGUAUCUGGUUGCGACAGGAGUAUCUGGUAGCAGAUGAAGCUGGUAAGAGGUUCCUGGAGAAACGUUAUGGGAAGAAAGUGAUACAGGAGGCGGUGGAGGAGAUGGAAUCAAUGGAGUGGCUGGAGAAGCACUCCAAGCCUUGUCCUCGCUGUGGAACACCCAUACAGAAAAUUGAUGGCUGCAACAAGAUGACUUGCACUAGUUGUACGCAAUAUUUCUGCUGGCUGUGCAUGAGCAUAUUGUCAAAAGGAGACCCAUAUGGCCAUUUCAACGACACGUCAUCGGCCUGCUUCGACAAACUGUUUCGUGGCGCACAUGCCGACGUGGAAGAUGAAGACUGAGAUUUGAG
Molecule: messenger RNA, 1481 nt
Organism: Spea bombifrons (plains spadefoot toad)
Lineage: Eukaryota; Metazoa; Chordata; Amphibia; Anura; Pelobatidae
Gene: RNF14
Product: ring finger protein 14
Exons: 8
Coding region: 94-1473 (459 amino acids)
Biological process (GO): protein polyubiquitination; positive regulation of proteasomal ubiquitin-dependent protein catabolic process; ubiquitin-dependent protein catabolic process
Cellular component (GO): ubiquitin ligase complex; cytoplasm
Molecular function (GO): ubiquitin conjugating enzyme binding; zinc ion binding; ubiquitin protein ligase activity
Source: RefSeq, a predicted model, not a curated record